AAUUAGGUUACGAGCUUUUAAAUACUGGCAAAGCAAAGGUGGCUCUCGUAUGAUAAGGAUCCACCUUUUCUUCUUCUAAGUAAUGUGGAACGACACUAUCAACAGCCAUUACAGUGGUUGUUAUGAUGACUUGACGGACGAGGUUGCCCUUGAAUACACGAAGAUGUAUACUAUAGUGAGGUUAGAAAAGGAAUCAGAACGAGGUCGCCUGCAUGGCGACAUGUCUGACCCUAUAGAAACAUCAGAUUCUUCUCCAAUUGGGGGCGCCUUAUCAGCUUGGGUUCUCACUGUUCAAGGCAUAGAAUUUGUCUCGUUACCCGGCACAUCUACUGUUCUGGACGAUGAAAAUGAGAUAAAUGGGUUCUUCGAAAUUCGAGACGCUGUGCUUGUUUCCCCCAUUCAAGCCGCCAUGCCCCCAAUCACACUAUGACAAUAUAAGGAGAGCUAGGGAAGAAAGGUAGUCUGUGUAACAUUUAGUGUUAGACUUAAAGGAGAUAAAAAUCAACGUUAACUUAGUAAAGUCAAAUCCUAAAAAGAAUAGAGUUCGC
Fusarium redolens is the source of this 548-nucleotide messenger RNA. RefSeq lists its product as uncharacterized. Bases 83 to 430 code for a protein of 115 amino acids. NCBI's taxonomy places the organism in Eukaryota, Fungi, Ascomycota, Sordariomycetes, Hypocreales, Nectriaceae. The transcript has a single exon. The record is from RefSeq and is a predicted model, not a curated record.